AAUAUUUAGUAAUGCAACUUGGGAUACGAAUCUUUUGUUGGAGUGUCCGGAAACUCUUGUUUCUUGGGAUCUUUCAUUCUUCGCGCUCAGGAAGUUGUGAUUAUUUUGAAGAAUUUGUGAAGUUGGAUUCAAUGGAUUCUCUCAACUUUGAUGUGGAACAGACUCAACAGAGCAUGAGGGAAAAGAUUGAGUAUAUGAAUGGAAAUUUCCAUAGUGUUGUUGAUGAUCAUAUUGUGCCUCACUGGAGUGGUGAACCAAGCCUGUAUGCUUCAUAUGAUCCCCACAGCAAGUCACCACAAGACCCAUUAAAUGAUGUUGGAAGAAACAUCCAUAGCAUGGAUGUAACUGAGCUGGUUCUUUUGGGAAAAGAAGAAACCAACUUUUCCUUUUGGAGUGAUCAAAGUUUGGUGAUGCAAGAGUGUUUUCCUGAUGUAAAUAAUGAUUGUGUUUUCCCACCUGAUCAAAUUUUGCAAGUUGACGGAGAUUAUAAAGACUUAGAUAUGAAGUUCAGAAAUAGUCCCAUGUUUGAGCAACAAAGCUCUGCGGCUGUGGAUAACAUACCAUGGACUUCAUCUACAUCCAAUAUUGUAUGUUCUUCAAGUGGCACUCUCAAUUUAGGCUCACAUUCAGAAUCCAGAAAAUCUGGGAUAAUGAAUACUGUACCAAGUCAGAAUAGCACAAACACCGAUCCUUUGUCUAAAGAUUGCCUAUUGACCGUUGAUCUUGGCAAGGACCAGAGCCUUGACAGCCAAUCACAUUCUUCACUUAAUGAUGCAGCAAAUAGAAGAGACUCUGAAGAGAAGAUCAAUAUGAAAUUUAAGGAUUUGGAGUGGCAAUUUGCUGCAGAAGAAAAAAGUAAUGGUCAACCUUCAGAGGUGCCUGAUUCUCAGAGCAAUUGGGACAACAUCCAUCCACAUGUUGUACCAAUGGAGUACAACUUUCCUUUUUGCCAAACUCAAUUAGCACAGAUAAAUUCAAGUAUUGAAUCUGAAAAAGACAAUAAUCCAUCCUUGCAAAAUGAAGCUCUGGUACAUGCUACAAGCUGCUCCUGGCAAUACACAGAUUUGUUGCCUGAUCCAAUGGAAGGGAAAAUGCAGAAACAAUCCCUUAGAAAACCAUCAUAUCUGGAUGCACCCAACGCUUAUUUUGUUCAGGAACCAUACCAAGUAUUUCCUUCUGGACAUGUAAGUGAGUACGAUGUGGGGAAUGCGAAAAUGGACCUUCUUGGAUGUGAGAUGGAAACUCCAACAAUAUCAGAAUCCUCUUCAAUUGCAUCUACUCUUACCAAUGAUGACUUGCUAAUAGUAGUCAGUUUCCAGCAGCUUCAGGAUGUUUUGUGUCAGUUGAAUUAUAAAGCAAAGCAGUGCAUAAGAGAUGGCUUGCACCGGAUGGCAACGAGAACAGAGAAAGGGAAUUGUUUCAUGAAUUCUUAUGAUGAUACUGCAGACCAUACACCUAGAAAAGGAGCUAAUGACAUAGAGUUUUCUGAAGCUGAUAUAAAUCUCUUUGAUCGAUCUGUAGCACUUCUUCUUUUCCAAAAUUCCUCAGUGCCUGACACAAAUGCUGUGUGUUGCCACACCGAAUUAAUUUCAUGAUAUAUAUGGCCCUACAUAUGAUAGGUCUAUAUGCUAGAUAAAUCAGUUCAUAUAUGAUCAUGUGAAAUUUCAGAUUACCAAUGAAUAAAGAAUUAUGUACAGCAUAAACAACUUCAGCAAAAAAUAUAAUGCGGACUGGGAUCAUUCUCGUAAAGCAGCUCAGGUUUCAUUUCUGUACUCAUCUCUUCAUUAAUACUAUUUUCACGGUUAUGAGUUUCGUAUUUCUCAUAAAUUUUCUUUAGAAAUCCUUCUUGAAGCUGAAGCUUUCAAUAUAAUUCAGUUCUAAGGAUACAAUCAAUUGCUUUCAUGGAAAAGGUCGAACCUUAGAGUUUCGUACUUUCUUCACAAUCGGUCUAUAAUUGUUAUCAAAAUCAACUGAAUUUCUCAGAAAUUAUUUUUUUCCGCCUUUUUCUAAUUGAUUUUGGUUGAUAACUCAUUCUUUUCAGGCAAUGUCUUCAAUUUUAGGUUCAUCUGAAAUCUUCGAGAUAUAUGAAAACGUCUUAUUAAUGCUUCUAUCAAACUUAAAGUUAGUUCAGUCUUUGGUCACAUUCCUGUUGAGAAAUAAAUAAAUAAAUAAAUAUUGAGCAAUAUGUAAGAAACAUUAAUUGUUCCUUUUUUAUAAUGUAAAUAUCAUGCUCCUAUCUGCAAAAAACUUAGUUCUCCACAUUUUUAUUUUUAUUAGUUAGACAUUUUUUUUUUAUUAUUUGCAUCCUUCCCAAAUUGCCUGCUGUUAAAAUAAUUCAAAGGGCCUUGUUCUCCACAAAAGCUUCAGUAAAUCUCUAUUAUUAACUGAAAUUCCUGCAUACUUAGUAUUUGCAUGACUGCUCAUAUCAACCAAAUAUUAAUUUCAUAGUGCAGAAAUUUGUAGUAAUAAUAAUAAUUAUUAUUAUUAAGUAAAUAACAUAAUAGCAUUGUAAAUGUAACUUACAUGGUUAUCAUUUGAAUCUUGACAACAUUCUGCAGCUUUACUGAACUUGUUUGCAAGUAUAAUAUCAUCUAAUUUCCAUAUUUCAGAUGCUGAACAUAUUAUGAUUAUGAAUGAUAUAAUCACCCCUGAACUGCUCUUUCUUCUUUUUGUUUCCUGCUUGUUUGUUUUGAGGUGUGCAUCACCCCUGGUGAUUGCCCUUGGUCCUUUGUCUGGUUUGUAGUUGAGUCUGUCUUUUUUUCCUUGUCUUAUGUUACAUUCUGGUGUGCUUGUACUGUAUUUUUUUUUCUAAUAAAUUUAUAGUUUAUCCA
Dioscorea cayenensis subsp. rotundata (Guinea yam) is the source of this 2831-nucleotide messenger RNA. RefSeq names its product protein LNK1-like. NCBI's taxonomy places the organism in Eukaryota, Viridiplantae, Streptophyta, Magnoliopsida, Dioscoreales, Dioscoreaceae. The transcript has 9 exons. Bases 12 to 1595 code for a protein of 527 amino acids. Gene Ontology annotation, biological process: circadian rhythm; regulation of DNA-templated transcription. The record is from RefSeq and is a predicted model, not a curated record.